GAGACAGUAGAGAGAGAAAACAAAGAGUACGGAGAUGGCGUAUUGAAUGGGCGAAGAAUUCACUGUCUCUUCUCUUCUUUUCCAUCUCAAUCUCUCUUGACACUUUCUUUCUCAUUCAACAUUGCGAUCAGGUAAAACUACACCACAAACUAAACUCAGCAGUCUGAGAAGACUGCGGAAAAUCAACCAGAACUGACAUGGAAGCCAAUGCCGGAAUGGUCGCUGGUUCUUACAAGAGGAACGAGCUCGUUCGGAUUCGCCACGAUUCCGAUAGUGGGCCCAAACCCGUGAAGCAUUUGAAUGGCCAAAUAUGUCAGAUCUGUGGUGACACUGUUGGAUUGACAGCCAAUGGAGAUGUAUUUGUUGCCUGCAAUGAGUGUGCUUUCCCGGUUUGUCAUCCUUGUUAUGAGUAUGAAAGGAAAGAUGGGAACCAGUCUUGCCCCCAGUGCAAGACUAGGUACAAGAGGCAUAAAGGGAGUCCUCGAGUGGAUGGAGAUGAUGAUGAGGAUGAUGUUGAUGAUUUGGAGAAUGAGUUCAAUUAUGCACAAGGAAACAACAAUUCAAGACGCCAGUGGCGAGGAGAAGAUGCUGACCUCUCAUCUUCCUCUAGACAUGAAUCUCAGCAGCCUAUUCCCCUUCUCACUAACGGGCAACCGGUAUCUGGUGAGAUUCCCUGUGCUACACCCGACAACCAGUCCGUGAGAACCACAUCAGGUCCUUUAGGUCCUGGGGACAAACAUCUUCCUUAUGUUGAUCCUCGGCUUCCAGUUCCAGUGAGAAUUGUGGAUCCAUCCAAAGACUUAAAUGCUUAUGGUCUUGGGAAUGUUGACUGGAAAGAAAGGGUUGAAGGUUGGAAGCUCAAACAGGAUAAAAAUAUCAUCCAGAUGACCAGUAGAUAUCCGGAGGGGAAGGGAGACAUGGAAGGGACUGGUUCAAAUGGAGAGGAACUCCAAAUGGCUGAUGAUGCUCGACAACCAUUGAGUCGUGUGGUGCCCAUUCCUUCAUCUCAUAUAACUCCUUAUCGUGUUGUGAUCAUACUUCGGCUUAUUAUUCUGGGUUUCUUCUUACAAUACCGUACAACUCACCCUGUGAAAGAUGCAUACCCACUUUGGCUAACAUCAGUUAUCUGUGAAAUUUGGUUUGCCUUGUCUUGGCUUCUGGAUCAAUUUCCAAAAUGGUCUCCUAUUAACCGCGAGACCUAUCUGGACAGGCUUGCGCUGAGGUAUGACCGAGAAGGGGAACCAUCGCAGUUGGCUCCUGUCGAUGUGUUCGUUAGUACUGUGGAUCCCCUCAAGGAGCCUCCUCUUGUAACAGCAAACACUGUGUUGUCCAUACUUGCUGUGGAUUAUCCCGUUGACAAAGUGUCAUGCUAUGUAUCAGACGAUGGUUCAGCAAUGCUGACCUUCGAAGCUCUUUCUGAAACUGCAGAGUUUGCUAGAAAAUGGGUUCCCUUUUGCAAGAAACACAACAUUGAACCUAGGGCCCCUGAGUUUUAUUUUGCCCAAAAGAUAGAUUACUUGAAGGACAAGAUACAGCCUUCUUUUGUGAAAGAGCGCCGAGCAAUGAAGAGAGAGUACGAAGAAUUUAAGGUGCGGAUCAAUGCUCUUGUUGCAAAAGCACAGAAGAUGCCAGAAGAAGGUUGGACAAUGCAGGAUGGCACUCCAUGGCCUGGAAAUAAUCCAAGGGAUCAUCCGGGAAUGAUUCAGGUGUUCUUAGGUCAUAGUGGGGGCCUUGACACUGAUGGGAAUGAGCUGCCUCGACUUGUUUAUGUUUCUCGUGAGAAGCGACCUGGCUUCCAGCAUCACAAGAAAGCCGGAGCAAUGAAUGCACUGAUUCGGGUCUCAGCUGUCCUGACCAAUGGUGCCUAUCUGCUGAAUGUGGAUUGUGAUCACUACUUCAAUAACAGCAAGGCUCUUAAAGAAGCGAUGUGUUUCAUGAUGGACCCUGCUUUAGGGAAGAAGACCUGUUAUGUACAGUUCCCCCAGCGUUUUGAUGGCAUUGACUUGCACGAUCGAUAUGCAAAUCGCAAUAUUGUCUUCUUUGAUAUCAACUUGAAAGGGCUGGAUGGCAUCCAGGGUCCAGUCUAUGUGGGAACUGGUUGUUGUUUCAACAGGCAAGCUCUUUAUGGGUAUGAUCCAGUUUUAACUGAGGAAGAUUUGGAACCAAAUAUUAUCAUCAAGAGUUGUUGUGGUUCAAGAAAGAAGGAAAAGGGUAGCAAUAAGAAGUACAUUGACAAGAAGAGAGCAGCUAAAAGAACUGAGUCCACCAUUCCGAUUUUCAAUAUGGAAGACAUUGAGGAGGGUGUUGAAGGUUAUGAUGACGAGAGGGCACUUCUUAUGUCUCAGAAGAGCUUAGAGAAGCGUUUUGGACAGUCCCCCGUUUUUAUUGCAGCUACCUUUAUGGAACAAGGAGGGAUUCCACCAUCAACCAAUCCUGCAACUCUUUUGAAGGAAGCAAUCCAUGUUAUUAGUUGUGGAUACGAAGACAAGACUGAGUGGGGCAAAGAGAUUGGAUGGAUCUACGGUUCAGUGACAGAAGAUAUCUUAACUGGGUUUAAGAUGCAUGCUCGUGGUUGGAUUUCAAUCUAUUGUAUGCCCCCUCGUCCGGCAUUUAAGGGGUCUGCUCCCAUCAAUCUUUCUGAUCGUUUGAACCAAGUGCUUCGAUGGGCCUUGGGAUCAAUUGAGAUUUUGCUCAGCAGGCAUUGCCCUAUAUGGUAUGGUUACAACGGGAGACUCAAGCUUUUGGAGAGGCUGGCAUACAUCAACACCAUCGUGUACCCCCUUACCUCUAUUCCUCUGCUUGCGUACUGUACGCUUCCUGCCUUUUGCCUUCUCACCGGAAAAUUCAUCAUUCCCGAGAUAAGCAACUUUGCUAGCAUGUGGUUCAUCCUGCUUUUUGUCUCCAUUUUUGCUACUGGAAUUCUUGAGCUCAGGUGGAGUGGUGUCAGUAUUGAGGACUGGUGGAGAAACGAACAAUUCUGGGUUAUUGGUGGAACAUCAGCUCAUCUUUUUGCCGUCUUCCAAGGUUUGUUGAAGGUGCUUGCUGGGAUUGACACCAACUUCACUGUCACUUCUAAGGCAUCAGACGAUGAUGGGGACUUUGCCGAGCUUUACGUGUUCAAAUGGACAUCUCUUCUCAUCCCUCCAACCACGGUUCUUCUUGUUAACUUGGUGGGUAUUGUUGCCGGUGUCUCAUAUGCCAUAAACAGCGGUUACCAGUCUUGGGGUCCAUUAUUCGGGAAGCUUUUCUUUGCCAUAUGGGUCAUUGCCCACUUGUACCCAUUCUUGAAGGGUCUAUUAGGUCGUCAAAACCGUACCCCAACAAUUGUCAUUGUUUGGUCCACUCUUCUUGCUUCCAUAUUCUCCUUGCUCUGGGUGCGCAUCGAUCCAUUCACAUCUGACUCGAAGGCUUCAUCGGGUCAAUGUGGUGUCAACUGUUAGUAUACUUGGAACAUCAUUUUUGUUUGGUGGUAAACACCAUCUCUCUCUUUCACCUUCUGUGUGUAUAUAACAAGAAAUCGGAGCAUUGAAGAAAUCAACAGGAUUUAAGUUAUGUA
This is a messenger RNA of Morus notabilis, 3556 nucleotides long. Its product is annotated as cellulose synthase A catalytic subunit 1 [UDP-forming]. Gene Ontology annotation, biological process: plant-type primary cell wall biogenesis; cellulose biosynthetic process. The record is from RefSeq and is a predicted model, not a curated record. The coding region runs from base 198 to 3440 and encodes 1080 amino acids. The transcript is spliced from 14 exons. Gene Ontology annotation, molecular function: cellulose synthase (UDP-forming) activity. NCBI's taxonomy places the organism in Eukaryota, Viridiplantae, Streptophyta, Magnoliopsida, Rosales, Moraceae. Gene Ontology annotation, cellular component: trans-Golgi network; plasma membrane.